Messenger RNA from Hypomesus transpacificus, 2475 nucleotides. RefSeq lists its product as uncharacterized. Gene Ontology annotation, cellular component: SCF ubiquitin ligase complex. Gene Ontology annotation, biological process: SCF-dependent proteasomal ubiquitin-dependent protein catabolic process. Lineage: Eukaryota; Metazoa; Chordata; Actinopteri; Osmeriformes; Osmeridae. The record is from RefSeq and is a predicted model, not a curated record. The transcript is spliced from 6 exons. The coding region runs from base 346 to 2079 and encodes 577 amino acids.
GUUUUCGCUAAAUCCAUCCCAUACGUUCAGCCUGUAGCUUACUCGUUCACAUAAUUCUGAUUGAACGAUUAUACCAUACAUGCGUUAAUUAAUAAAUAUUGAGCACAAUGCAAGCAACGCAUGGAAGAAGUUUGUUUUGUACAAACAUUAUACUAGUUUGCAAAUCGAAACUGUCGAUUCAUCUCUUAUUUUUCAAAGGCUGUGGUACUGCCCAAAACGUGCAGUAUUAGUUCAAAGGUUGUUUCAGUAUCGAGUCCAUUUGCCAAUUGCCAUAUUAAAGCUUUGCCUUUUAACACACAAGUAGGCCUACAUAAGCUAACACUUUCAUUGACUUUGGAGGAAGUGAUGCCUUUAUACAGAGUCACGCUUCAGAGACCUCUAAACAGGAAGUUGAAACCCAGAGAAGGAAGGAGGAGAUGGAAAGAGAAGGAUGGUGCCAUAGCAUCGCUAGGUCAGCUCUGCCUACGCAGCCUAGCUGAGAACAUGAAAACACUGUGGGUAAAGGACUACGCUGAGAACUACAUGGACCAGUACAACUUCAGACACAUCAUGGGGCCCUUCAGUGAGCUACCGGGGGAGCUGGUGGAGGAGCUAACAUCCUUGCUGUGCUCCAGACGGGAGUUAUCCCGCGCUGCCCUCCACCUCCUCCUCGUUCCCCAGCUCAGGGGCCUAAACCUGGGAUCCUGCCCGGCCCUGGUCACCCCCUCCCUCUGCUCCCUCGUCGCAGCACGUUGCCAGUCCUUGUCCAGCCUGGAUGUAUCAGGGGCCCAGCAGCUAUCGGCCCAGGUCCAGUGUGACCUGCUGGGCUAUCUUCCCUCCCUGCGCUCCCUCUCCCUGGCCGGUACCCAGUGUGACAGCCGGGUGGUGAGGGCGGUGGCCCUUUCCUGUCCUGCCCUUCGCCACCUUGACCUGUCCCGCUGCCCCCUCCUGGCCCCCGCAGGCCUGCUACCACUGGGAGGGGCCCUUGCCUCCUCCUCCUCCAGCCCCACGGCCCCCCUCAGCAGCCUCCUGGCCCUGGACAUCGGGUUGGGGCCGAAGGAGGGGGACCCGGCGGCGGCUGCAGCCUACAUCCUGCUCUCCCUGCCCGGGUUGGAGAGGGUGGCCCUGGAGGGUGUGGGAGAGGCCUGCGGCCUGCUCCUCCGCAGGGAGGGCAGGGAGACGGACGCCUUCGCCUCCAGGGAGGGGGUGUGCAGCCUGGGGGACCUCUGGAGGAGGAGGGUGGAGCAGGGUGUGGGGAAGAGGGAGGGGGCGGCUCUAGGAAGAGAGGAGAAGGAGGAUGAGGAUGGAUUCUGGGGCACGGAGGAGGUUGGGAGUGAUGAUGAAGGGAUGAGAGGGGAGUGGGCCAGGGGGCUGGACACAGGGCUGCGGAGAUGGGCGGGGCAGCUGAAGAGGCUGGCCGUGCGGUUCCCGGGGCCCCUGGAGGAGCUACGGCCGGCCCUGUGCUGCGUAGGGCCUUCCCUGGUCUCCCUCACCCUGGAGGGUGUCAGAACCAGCCCCCACACCCCCCUGGUGGAGCUCCUCCACACCUGCCCCAAGCUGAGGACUCUCCUCAUCCACUGUGAGCCCCCCCUUGCACCCCUGCAGGAAGAGGAAGAGGAGGAAGAGGAGGAGGAGAAUGUUCUGGAUGGGUCUUGUCUGCUCCAGCUGUGCUCUCUCUCACUUCACUUCUCCCGCGACCAGCGCCAACUGAGGCCCGCGCCGUCCUGGAGGGCCCUGAGGGGGGCGCUGUGGCGCCUGCUGGCCGGCUCCCCCCUGCUGGAGGACGUGUGUCUGGUGGCCGUGCCCUGUCCCUUGGACUCUGUCUUCCACAGGGUUCUCCAGACCACCCGGAACCUUCCGGCCAGAAACCCCCCCUCUGCUGCCACCUUGGAAGGGUCCCGCCCGUUGGCACGGUUACACAGCCUAAACCUGGCCCAUGGCGAUGUGACCGGGAUGACGGCUAAGAGGUUGUUUGCGGCCUGCGAGCGAAUGAGAAGCCUGGAUCUGACGGGGUGCUGGCACGUGAAGGCACGCGAUAUAAAGGACAUCCAGCAUGCUGCCACUAGAAGACCACAGGGUCUGACUGUGAAGUGGACAUGAGUAAAGAUCACCACAUAUACCUCUCUAGCACUAUGGUUUCAUGAAGGAAAGAAUGCACUUUUUACUUCCUGUAGUUGUUUCACUUACUAAAAUGUUCUACUGAAUAUUCCUUUUAAAUUCAGCCAGCCAUAAUGGAUUACUAAAUAUGUGGCAGUUGCAGUAGAUGAACUGUACUUUAUACUUUAAAUGUAGUGCCUGGUAGCUGAGAUGUGGUUACUUUGCACCGUGUCUGGAAAAUACAGACCUUUGACUAGACCUGAGUUCCUUGACUAUAACCACCUAAAGACUUAGAACUAUGCACUUCUGAUCCUUGAUGUUCUACUGUGCUUUCCAUAUGCACUUUUUGUAUGUCACUUUGGAUAAAAACAUCUGCUAAAUAAAUCAAAUGUAAAUGUU